Molecule: messenger RNA, 2103 nt
Organism: Schistocerca nitens (vagrant locust)
Lineage: Eukaryota; Metazoa; Arthropoda; Insecta; Orthoptera; Acrididae
Gene: PIG-C
Product: phosphatidylinositol N-acetylglucosaminyltransferase subunit C
Exons: 1
Coding region: 96-947 (283 amino acids)
Biological process (GO): GPI anchor biosynthetic process
Cellular component (GO): glycosylphosphatidylinositol-N-acetylglucosaminyltransferase (GPI-GnT) complex; membrane
Source: RefSeq, a predicted model, not a curated record
GUUUAGCUAACUGUGUUGUGUUGACAAGUCAUGGGUGGGAAUUUGGUGUUUUGUGAGGUAAUUGACUAAAAUGCGUUUUAUCUGAACGACAUUCGAUGACUAUUAAGAAAAGUUCAACAAGAUCUGCGUGGAAGAAGAAUUUGUAUGAAAACAAAGGCUAUCCAGACAAUUACACAGAUGCAUCGUUUCUGGAAGAAUUGAAGAAAAAUGUACAUUCUCGAGGUGUGUCGUAUGGAGAGGCGAUCAGAGGGGGUGGACUAGUUGCACGCCAGUUAUGCAUCGUUGUAUGGUUUGCUUUAGUAUUCGUGUACGUCAACAACGAAUGGAUUACACCGGAGAAAGUAUUCGUAUGCAGCAGCAUACUGACAGGAAUAGGUUACCUGCUGUUCAGAGCAGUACAUACGAGUGUAAAUUAUAGCACAGUGUUUUGGGGAGAUUUGCACACAGUUCUAAUAUUUCUUUCCUUUGGCUACGUGCUGUCCCCUAUUCUGAAAACACUUACCGAGACAAUUAGUACAGACACAAUAUAUGCGAUGACCACGAUAAUGAGUUGUGUUCACUUGAUAUUUUUCGAUUAUGGUGUGCCUGCAGCAGUUGUAUCUAGCGCCUUGUCCCUGAAUGCUGCCAUAUUUGGUUCAAUAUGCUUAGCGUCACGACUGCCUUCACCAUUCCAUGCCUUUGUGCUGUUAACAGUUGCAGUUGAAUUAUAUGCACUCCUUCCAAUGUUAUUGUCAAAUGUGAGAGGAUCUCUGAUCACUGUAGGUAGCAUGGUCAUUGUAACUGUUUAUUUUUUAUUUACUGUGUCAUCAAUUUUGACUUUCCUGUUUAUCUGUUCUGUGAUAUUUAUCACAGCAGUGUGUCCAUUAUGUUUUGUGAAAUGGCAGUGCCACAAGGAUAACAUAUAUGGUCCAUGGGAUGAAGCUGUUGUAAGCGAGAUUGACAUGUGAGGACUAAAUGUUUAUUUUUAGAAACUGGGUGCAUCUAAAGCCACUCAGUUAUAUCCAAAUGAAUUGUGUGUAUUGGUUUGCUUUCCACUGUUUCAUUUGACUUUAAUAUUUUGAAUUUUUUUAUAGUGAUUAGAGGUCUAGCAAAGUGUUAGCUUGCAAGAGAGUGAUGCAUUAGAACCAGAUUGAAUCCACGUGCUGUAUUAACAAACAGUGGUGUAGUUGAAAAAUUGCUCUUCACAGUUGGUUAGCUUGAUGCUUAGCUGGUUCCUAAUCACUUUGUCAUGUACUAAACACAGGAUAUAAACAAUAAAAUUAUCACACAAUGGAGAACAUCAAGUUUUCAAACAAACAUGGAAUGUUCUAUAAAAUUAUUGAUUGGUUUUCUAUAAAUGAACAACUAUCUAACAGAGUUAUUACAUUUUGAAUCAUAAUGUUGUUUAAAAAAGUAGUAGUAGAACUCAAAUGAACAGCAAUAAGAAAAAUGGAGCAAUAAAAAACCAUAGAUAACUGUUCUGCAGGGACUCACAGAAACCACAUUUAUGUUCACUAAUUUAUGGUCUACUUGUGUAAUUUUUCAUGGAAGAAAGUUAAAUUUAGAAGGAAGUUGGCUUACCUUAAACUGAACAGCCUGGAAAAUUUAUGAUACUAAGAGUCAUAUGAGUAUCAAUUCAGAAAUAAUUAGACUCUAAAUCAAGACAACAUUGUUUUAUUUGCAAUUCACCCACAUUUAUCUAUGUCACUGCAGGCCAUAUGAUUACAGACAUCCGUAGCACAUAUGUUCAGGUGUUGGCUGCAGCAAGCAACUUCUACAGCAUGUGUACCAAUCUGUAAGGGCAACAUUUUCUGACAAAUCUGUUUCAGUUCUGAUUUGAAGGAAGAGAUGUGGAUGAACAUUUGUUUUGAAUGGGCAUGUAUGGUCAAUGGAAGGGUCCGAUUUCACUCGUCUGCUUUUACCCGUGACAACUGUGAUGUCAUUGAGGUGCGGCGUGUGAAAUGGAUUGUUUGCGAAGGGCGUGUAGGGUUGUCUGUUUCUAAAUUGUUUGAUGUUGGUGUGGUAUUGGACUGAGUGUUACUGUAAUUGUGGAAGUUCGUAUUUUGCUGCAUUGGCAGUAUGUUAUUUACUAUCAAUUAAUUUUUGGCUUUUGAAUUGUUAGUU